Molecule: messenger RNA, 1151 nt
Organism: Coregonus clupeaformis (lake whitefish)
Lineage: Eukaryota; Metazoa; Chordata; Actinopteri; Salmoniformes; Salmonidae
Product: olfactomedin-4-like
Exons: 2
Coding region: 217-750 (177 amino acids)
Biological process (GO): signal transduction
Source: RefSeq, a predicted model, not a curated record
CCAGCCUCCACUGGAUCCAGGCCACCAUUGAGAACAUGACAGCUAGCCUGGAGUCAUACCAGUACCUGAAUGACCAGGGUCUGUACACCUCCCUGCACCUGCGUCAGCUAGUCAAGGAACUGAGGGAGCUGGAGGCUCCAUACACCAAGACAAGCCAAGUGAUCAGACUCAAAAACUGACCAACGAGGCAAGCAAGGUGUUUGCUCUCAACGCAUCAUGUCCAACAUCAGCACCCCUGUGGUCACAAAUAUCUGCCUGUACGGCAAAAGCUAUACGUCUGUUUCCUGGGGUCGCCAGGCCAAGCAGGGCAUGGAGGACCAGGAGGGCAGUGGGGACUUCUACUGUGUUCAGCCCCUUGUGAACGGCCACAGACUGGGGAACAUCAUUCACCGCUACAGCCCCUACGACGACUUCAUGACCUCCAAGAACCACGAGGAUGUGACCAAGGCACCGUCCCACAACCAUGCUAAUGCCAUCCAGGGCUCUUGCACCGUGGUAUAUGGUGAGGCAGUGUUCUAUAACUGCUGCAACUCCGCUGAGCUGGGCCACUAUGACCUACAGAUCAAGGUCACAAGUCGUCUGAAGAUACCUGAAUUUGGCUACAACAACCAGUUCCCCUACUGCUACUACAACUGCAAAGACUGGACCGACAUUGACUUUGCUGCUGAUGAGACUGGCCUGCGGGUUAUCUACAGCAUGCGGGGUAACCCAUGCGGGGUAACCAUGGAAACCUGGUGCAGAGCCAGCUAGACAGUUCCUAAUGUUCUGUACACUCAGUGUAGAAACAGUGUGUACUGUGUGAGAAAUUCCUAAUUUUGCUGUUUUUCUGCUUAUCUUUAUAAUGUUGACUUCUUCCUAAAUAAAUUAAAUCACAGCAAUGUUGAAUAAGGGUUGGCUAGAGGGUUUUUAUGUUAAUAAGGGUUGGAAUGAGAUUUUAUAUAAACAUGAUAAAAACAUGAUAAACACACUGAGCUGAGCUCUAAAUUAUUUAAUUCAGUCAGGCAUUCACUUUUAUUUCCUCAAAGCUACUGAGGUAGACAUACAGUGCAGCACAAUAGUCUGAAUGAAAUACGGAUAAACUACGCACACACACAUACACACACAUACACACACACAUACACACACAUAUACACACACACAUACACACACAU